Molecule: messenger RNA, 1734 nt
Organism: Penicillium vulpinum
Lineage: Eukaryota; Fungi; Ascomycota; Eurotiomycetes; Eurotiales; Aspergillaceae
Product: putative DNA-directed RNA polymerase III RPC4
Exons: 1
Coding region: 1-1734 (577 amino acids)
Biological process (GO): transcription by RNA polymerase III
Cellular component (GO): RNA polymerase III complex
Molecular function (GO): DNA binding
Source: RefSeq, a predicted model, not a curated record
AUGCCUCCCAAAGCUGCCGCUCGUGGAAGCGCCCGUGGAGGGGCUGCCAGCCGUGGUGCUCGAACUGAUACAACUACUCCAACUCCCGCUGGCGGGGGCACUGCGCAAAAUGCUCCCGCGGCAACUGGCGCGCCCGGUCCUGCGAGUCGAGCUUCAGUGCAACGGCUUCAAUCCCUAAACAAACGCACACCUUCUGGCAGCAUUGCGCCCAGUAGUCGGCCGCCGUCUGCACUUGGUGGCGAGCCGCCCAAACCAGUCCUAAAACACAAACCGAAGGCCGUUGGGCGUCGCAGCAAGCAAGAACGAGAUGAGAUAGAGCGACUUGAACAAGAACGAUACAAAGAGCGUCUGAAGGAAGCUGCUGCUAUUCAGCGCGGCCGUGGUGGCACUGCUCGUCGUGCUGGAUUCCGUGGUCGUGGUGGACCCAUGGCUAUGGGCAUGAGUGGAUUUGGUGGACGAGGCGGCAAGCGAGGUCGUGGCGGUCAUGGCGGCGGAGGCGGAGGCGGUGGAUAUGGAGGAGGCUCAGGCGGAGCAGGCUCGGGAUACAACCGGUCUGGUCUUACUGGGGGCAACCGUGGACGCGCAUAUGACUCUUCAGACGACGAGGAGAAUGAACUUCGUGUCAGCAUCGAUCAUAUCAACCUCGAUAGCGACGACGAGGAUUGGGAUACGCCGAAGGAUUUCAAGGGUAAACAACCAAGCAGGUCGAGCGGCGAACGAGGACUUCGUCCCGUCCGUGUUGAGCGACAUGAGCAUGAGGAAAGAGUCAUCAGUGUCAACAUGGAAUCCAGCACAAGCAGAACCGCGGAUCUCCGCAAGAAAGCAGAGAAGGAGAAAUCUGCGAAAGAUGUUGGCCGUACACCUACCAAGGUUAAACCUGAACCCCAAGACGACGACACAACUAUGGCGGAUGCCAUUCCCCACGCCGAUGACGACGACUUCCUUCCAGAACAUAACGUUCGUGUGCGCUCGGCUCAGAGUAUGAGCCCAACAAAGAGGAGCACAACAGAACUACGAUCGACUCAACCCUCACCUGAGCCCGAAAUCAUAGACCCGCGCAGCCUACUUAACACUAAAGAGGAGAUCGACGAAUAUGACCGACACAUGGAAGAUUUGGCUAUUAUCAGGGAUCUUCUCAUCCCCAAGGAGUCAAAGAAGACCACAUCAGAAGCAGAAACCACCGAAGGAGCUGCUGAAGAUGCAUCCACCACAGUGGAAGGACAGGAAGGGGACAAAGAGAACGAAGACAAAACAGAGGAAGAGGAAGAAGACAACCCUCUACAUGGCCAAAUGUUCCUCAUGCAAUUCCCACCGAUGACCCCCUCCCUCAGAGUCGCCGGUUCCGUCCAAAACCAACCUGAAGCUACAGCCGCAGCUGCAGCUCCCCAGAACGAGAUCAAGCGUGAAGCAGGCGACGAUGUGGAGAUCGUGGACAGCACCCAUAAACCAACCGAGUCAAAAGAAAGCAGCGUCAUUAUGGCCGGACAACCCUGGUCUUUGCCCACAGGCCGUGUCGGCAAAUUGAACGUGCACAAGUCAGGCCGUGUGACCCUAGACUGGGGUGGAAUCAGUAUGGAGUUGGAUCGUGGAGCACCGGUUGGUUUCGUCCAGGAAGCCGUUAUCUUGUCUAAGGUGCCCCCAGAGCCGGAGGAAGACACGCCAAAACACGUUUGGUCUAUGGGUCAAUUGUCUGGCAAGUUCACAGUAACCCCGAACUGGGACGAGAUACUUUGA